Molecule: messenger RNA, 722 nt
Organism: Prorocentrum cordatum
Lineage: Eukaryota; Dinophyceae; Prorocentrales; Prorocentraceae
Source: the annotation of a GenBank genome assembly
GAGGCGAUGGCGGCGCUCAGCGAGGGCAUGAGGCGGCGCGAGACGGCGUGCACGGACCAGAACCACACCAGCAGCCGGUCGCACCUGAUCUUCACCCUCAGCGCGCUGCAGAGCGACGAGAGACUAGGCGCCACCCUGCGCGGCCGGAUGCACCUGGUGGACCUGGCCGGCAGCGAGCGCCUCAAGCGCUCGAUGGCGGGCGCCGCGGACGCGGCGCUGCGCCCCAGGCAGCAGGCGACGGGGAUGCUGCGGUCGCCGCAGGAGCAGCGCCGCGAGGCCGGGGAGAUCAACAAGUCCCUCUCCCAGCUGGCGCUUGUGAUCGCGCGCCUCACGUGCCCGAGCAGCAGCUCGCAGAUGGUGCCGUACCGCGACUCGUGCCUGACGCGCCUGCUGGCCGAGAGCUUCGGGGGCAGCUCCAAGACCUGCUUGAUCAUCACCUGCUCGACGGACGUAGCGAACUUGCAAGAGACACGCUCCUCCCUCGAGUUCGGCAAGCGCGCCAAACUGGUGAAGAACCGCGCGGAGAUCAACGUGGAGGUCGUCCGCGCGCCCACCCCAGUGAUGCAGGCCCUGGUGGCGCAGCAACUGAUACAGAUGCAGCGCAAGUCCGAGGAGCUGCUGAGGGAGAGGAGCCACUUGCUCAAGGACACCCAGUCCGCCGCCCAGCUCGCCCAGGACCAGCUGCUGCGUGAGGCCGUCGCGGACGCCCUGCAGCAGCAGGA